AUGCAGCGGGCCGCCUUGUUCGGCAGCCCUGGCGGCGGCCCCGGCGGCGGCAGCGGCCCCGGUCCCGGCCCUGGCCCCGGGAAGAUGGCUGCGGGAGACCUCGGGGAGCUGCUGGUCCCUUACAUGCCCACCAUCCGCGUCCCCAGGUCCGGGGAUCGCGUCUACAAGGCGGAGUGCGCCUUCUCCUACGACUCCCCGAUUUCAGAAGGAGGUCUCUACGUGUGCAUGAAUACGUUCCUGGCCUUUGGAAGGGAGCAUGUAGAAAGGCACUAUCGGAAAACUGGGCAGUGUGUGUACAUGCAUCUGAAAAGGCAUAUAAGAGAGAAAGUAACAGGGGCAUCUGGUGGCGUCUUACCCAAAAGGAGGAAUCCCAAGCUAUUCUUAGAUCUAGAAAUGACUGGAGAUUUAAAUAGUGAUGAUUAUGAAUAUGAAGAUGAAGCCAAGCUUGUUAUAUUUCCAGACCACUACGAAAUUGCAUUGCCAAAUAUAGAGGAGUUGCCUGCCCUGGUAACAAUUGCUUGUGAUGCCGUCCUUAAUUCAAAAUCUCCGUAUAGGAAACAGGAACCAGAUUCCUGGGAAAAUGAGCUGCAAGUUUCCAAACAUGCCAAUAAUCUCUUGCAACUGGACAAUGGCGUCAGGAUUCCUCCCAGCGGCUGGAAGUGUGCCAAGUGUGACUUGCGGGAGAACCUUUGGUUGAAUCUGACUGAUGGCGCCAUCCUUUGUGGAAAGUGGUUCUUUGACAACAUGGGGGGAAAUGGGCAUGCUCUGGACCAUUACAAAGAAAUGGGCUACCCUUUGGCAGUGAAGUUAGGAACCAUCACUCCAGAUGGGGCAGAUGUUUAUUCCUUCCAAGAAGAGGAGUCUGUUUUAGAUCCCCACUUAGCCAAGCACUUAGCACAUUUUGGGAUUGACAUGCUUCAGAUGCAUUCGACGGAGAACGGCAUAAAGGACAAUGAUGUCAAACCCAGGAUCAGUGAGUGGGAAGUCAUUCAGGAGUCAGGAAUGAAACUGAAGCCCAUGUAUGGCUCUGGAUACACUGGGAUGAGGAACCUUGGAAAUAGCUGCUAUCUCAGUGCGGUCAUGCAAGCCAUCUUCAGCAUCCCUGAAUUUCAGAGAAUGUAUGUGGGAAACUUGGCAAGGAUAUUUGACUACUCUCCUCUUGACCCAACACAGGAUUUCAACACACAGAUGGCUAAGUUAGGACAUGGCCUUCUCUCGGGCCAAUAUUCCAAACCUCCCAUGAAAUCUGAGCUCAUUGAACAGGUGAUGAAAGAAGAACAUAAGCCUCAGCAGAAUGGUAUCUCCCCAUGCAUGUUCAAGGCCUUUGUCAGCAAGAGUCACCCUGAAUUCUCCUCCAACAGACAGCAGGAUGCCCAGGAGUUUUUCUUGCACCUGGUAAAUCUAGUGGAGAGGAACCGAAUUGGCUCUGAAAAUCCAAGCGACGUUUUCCGGUUUGUGGUGGAAGAACGGAUUCAGUGCUGUCAGUCCAGGAAGGUGCGCUACACCGAGAGGGUCGACUAUUUGAUGCAGCUGCCGGUGGCCAUGGAGGCAGCAACCAACAAGGACGAGCUGAUUGCCUAUGAGUUGACGAGAAGGGAAGCGGAGACAUCCAGGAGACCCCUCCCAGAAUUGGUCCGGGCCAGGAUUCCUUUUAGUGCCUGCCUUCAGGCCUUCUCUGAACCGGAUAACGUGGAAGAUUUUUGGAGCAGCGCCUUACAAGCAAAGUCUGCGGGUGUGAAAACAUCCCGCUUUGCCUCAUUCCCUGAGUACUUGGUAGUACAGAUAAAGAAGUUCACUUUUGGUCUUGACUGGGUUCCCAAAAAAUUUGAUGUUUCCAUUGACAUGCCAGACCUCCUUGAUAUCAAUCAUCUCAGAGCCACAGGGUUACAGCCUGGAGAGGAAGAGCUUCCAGACAUUGCCCCUCCAAUCGUCAUUCCUGAUGACCCCAAAGAUCGAUUGAUGAACCAUUAUAUGGAUCCACCAGACAUUGAUGAGUCCUCUGUGAUGCAGCUGGCAGAGAUGGGUUUCCCUCUGGAGGCAUGUCGGAAAGCUGUGUACUAUACUGGAAACAUGGGACCCGAGGUGGCCUUCAACUGGAUCAUUGGCCAUAUGGAAGAGCCUGAUUUCGCUGAACCGCUAUCCCUACCUGGUUUUGGAGGAAGUGCUACUAUGGGGGCCAUGGCUUUUGGUGCUAUUGGAUUGGAUAACCAACCUCCAGAAGAAAUUGUAGCCAUCAUCACCUCCAUGGGCUUCCAGAGGAAUCAGGCCAUUCAGGCAUUAAAGGCCACGAACCACAAUUUGGAGCGGGCCCUGGAUUGGAUCUUCAGCCACCCUGAACUGGAAGAGGAUAACGAGUUCAUUGCCCACAUGAUGGAGAUGGAGAAUAAUGCCAAUGCUAACAUUAUUUCAGAGUCCAAGCCAGAUGGUCCUAGAGUGAGAGAUGGAUCAGGAAGAUAUGAGCUAUUUGGGUUCAUCAGUCACAUGGGACCGUCUACCAUGAGCGGCCAUUAUGUUUGUCAUAUCAAAAAGGAAGGCAGAUGGGUGAUCUACAAUGACCAUAAAGUGUGUGCCUCAGAAAGGCCCCCCAAAGACCUGGGCUACAUGUACUUUUACCACAGGAUAUCAAGCUAGGCCUCCGAUAUAUUCCUUGCCCAGAAGAUGCCAUAUGCCUUCAUAAUUUGCCAAAAAAUUUUAAAAAACUUAAAAAAAAAGAAGAAGAAGAGGAAGAAAGACAAAGGAAAAAAGUUGGGACUGCCGAACACCCAGGAAUCCAUGUGGUAUUUAUAGUUUAAUUAAAGAGCCCCUUGGCUUUUUAAUGCCUUCUGGAGUAGUAGUCGGAAAAUUUCUCUUCUGUCAUCCUAGAUGGCUGAUUGUUUUCUUUUGGUAAACAUCCAAGGAAAAGAUGUUCAGAAGCUUCUGGAUUGCCAGUUGGGCUAGCUGCCCAAAAGCCAAAAAUAUGAAAGGGCUUUGCAGUGAAUUCUAAGCUCUCAUUGGACUUUGGGGGCCCAGAAUGACCGUUAGAGAUCUUCACUGAAACCAAUUCAUGUUUCCCACCUGCAGGGCCCUGCUGGAUCCUAAGAAAGAGCUCCAUAUUACCUCAUAUGGAAAAAAUAGAGGUGAUCUCACAUUGGCCUUAGAUUUGACCCCACCCCCCCCCGCCUAAUCACAGAUGAUAAAUUCUGAUCUAUCCAUAUGUAAUAUAUUAGAAGAUCUGCCAUGAAAAUAUUUUAAAUUUGAGUCAAACCAAUAUUCAUAACCUAAUUGUGUGUGUGUGUAUAUGUGUGUGUGUGUGUGUGUGUGUGUGUGAGAGAGAGAGAGAGAGAGAGGGAGAGAGAGAGAGGGAGGGAGAGAGAGAGAGAGAGAUUAUCUUGUACAAUCCACUUGAAAUUCAAUGGUUGAGUUAUUUUAAAUACUGAACCAUUUGGUAUUGGGUGUGGUGCAAAGAAGCAUCCAAGCCUUUGAAGGGAUCUAUACCUCAGGAACAAUCAGAACUCAGCUUUCCACUUAGAUUUCAAGAGUAAAGAGGGGUGUGUCCAUUUAGCUGCUAUGAGAAAUUCCCCUGAAUAAGUGACACCCCAGCUCUCCACCACCAUGCAUUCUUAGCAUGCUCUGGUGCUUUGCCCAAGGUGGUGAAUUGUUUCAAGUCUUGCCAAAAGCAUAGGCCCCAUUUCCUAGUGAAAUAGCUAAUUGAUCCUUAUCAAGUUUUCUGGUGCAUCCUCAUGGGUCAGCUCCCCAAGACCUUGCAGGGCCCACCCUCAGACCAAUGGUCAUAGCCCUUUCUGCCAGAACAUUUCACCAGCCUUUUUUCCCUAUGUUUUCUGGGUGCCUCUUCUGUUCAAUUGUUCUCCCUUUCUUUCCCCUGGCUGCUUUUCUCCACUUAUCUGUUUUGGCCAGCAGAGAUCAUGGGAAACUUUUGGAAGGCAGAGUGAAUUCAUUGGUUGCUAUAUUAUGAAAAGAUCAGUCUGAUUGUUUCCGUAGGUCAGUAUUUGAUUACCAGCCUAGUAUCAGAACAGAACCUUUGAGACUAUUGGAAUUGCUAUCAACAUCAUGUGAAACUUGAACUUUUUCUCAUGUUCCCUCUGCCUUGCCCUAAGUUUCUGAGGAUAUUUGGUGUUUAUACUAUUCAAUGAAUUUCUUACUUACUCCUCCAAGUGAGUUGAGAUUGAUUGUUCUGGGUAAAACUUGAGUCCAACUGUAUAGUGUGCUGAAUUAGAAACAGCCUUUUGGUAAUCAGGACCCAGAUGUUCUCAAAGGAGGACAACAACAGUAUGGGUCAUAGGAUUGGAGAGUUAGAACUUGGAGAGAACUUAGAGGUCAUCCAGUCCAAAGUCCUUAUUUUAUAGAAUGGAAAACUAAGGCCCAGAGAGAUGAGAGAUGAUGUGAUUUGCCUCAGGUCACACAGCUUUUAAAUGGCAGUGCCUGGAUUUGGCUCCAAAUCAUCAGAUUCCAAGUCCAGGGUCCAUCAUGCUGCAUUUCUAUGGUAAAAUGAGAAAAGCACACCAGGCAAAAUGUCAGGAGCCCCAGACCCUGCCCUGCACUGACUUGGUGAUCUCAGGCAAAUCCCUUCACUUUCCUGCACCUUACUUUUCCUCGUAUGUCAAAAGAGGAGAAGAAUGCUUUCCCUCUGUGGUUUGAGGGAGGAUGAGAUGAAAUGAUAGUUGUCUUGGUACUUUAAAGUGGCAAGCCUCUGCAAACAUUAGGUGGUGCUGUUAGCUCACGAUGGGUCCCCUCUCCCAGUUGAUAGCUUCUUUGACUUGAAAAAUAUCAAUUAAAAUUGGAUAGAUGGAGAGGAUGCCUUCACUUUCUCUAUCUGAUUUCUUGGUCUAGAGAGUGGUGCAGAUCUUUGGUUUUAGAGGUAGAUGGCACAAGUAAAUUGUACUCUUAAAACACUUGAAAGUAACAGGGGUCCCUGGGACUGAGUGAAUAGCUUUCUUUUUUUCUCUCUUUCUUUCUCUCCUUCUCUCUCUCUCUCUUUCUUUCUUUCUUUCUUCCUUCCU
Vombatus ursinus (common wombat) is the source of this 4997-nucleotide messenger RNA. It is a transcript of the gene USP13, whose product is annotated as ubiquitin specific peptidase 13. The transcript is spliced from 21 exons. The record is from RefSeq and is a predicted model, not a curated record. Gene Ontology annotation, molecular function: zinc ion binding; protein binding; cysteine-type deubiquitinase activity. Bases 1 to 2631 code for a protein of 876 amino acids. Gene Ontology annotation, biological process: protein deubiquitination. Lineage: Eukaryota; Metazoa; Chordata; Mammalia; Diprotodontia; Vombatidae.